Messenger RNA from Drosophila innubila, 1605 nucleotides. It is a transcript of the gene Arl5, whose product is annotated as ADP-ribosylation factor-like protein 5A. The record is from RefSeq and is a predicted model, not a curated record. Gene Ontology annotation, biological process: intracellular protein transport; vesicle-mediated transport; protein localization to Golgi membrane. Gene Ontology annotation, cellular component: cytoplasm; trans-Golgi network. Lineage: Eukaryota; Metazoa; Arthropoda; Insecta; Diptera; Drosophilidae. Gene Ontology annotation, molecular function: GTP binding; GTPase activity. Bases 487 to 1026 code for a protein of 179 amino acids. The transcript has a single exon.
UUCACAUCCCCAGCUGAAAUCGUGAGCAAUUUUUUGUUUCAACACAAAAACUGAAGCUGAAGCAAAGCCUGCCUAAAUCUUUGUGCAAUCUCCCACAACAACAACAACAACAUAUAAUAAUAAUAACAACAAGUGUUUGCCCAGUGAUUAGGUAAUUGUUAUUAAUAUUUUGAAGAAGUCAAAGUGCAGCUUGUGGUGCGUUUGAACUUGAAAGUGUGAGUGCAUAAUUUACAGUUGGCCUUCCGCUGGGCAACAACAAAGGCAUCAAGUAGACGACGACGGCCCACACGCUUACGCACACACUCGCGCACAGACACAAACACAUACAUACACGCUCACUCACGCACGCACACAAGCAUACAUAUGCGCAUAGAGAUUGCGAUACCUGAGAGUGCGUUUGUCACCAAUUAACAAUCGAAAAUAAGCGACAACAACAACACAACGUUCGUUUCACACUCCCGCGCGCGUAAAUAACAACACUUACAAAUGGGCCUGUUACUCUCGCGAUUAUGGCGGAUGUUUGGCAACGAGGAGCACAAACUGGUCAUGGUUGGACUCGACAAUGCCGGAAAAACCACAAUUCUGUACCAGUUUCUAAUGAAUGAAGUGGUGCACACCAGUCCAACGAUCGGUUCCAAUGUCGAGGAAGUUGUCUGGCGGAAUAUACACUUCCUGGUCUGGGAUUUGGGUGGACAGCAGAGUUUACGUGCCGCUUGGAGCACCUAUUACACAAAUACGGAGCUGGUCAUUAUGGUCAUCGAUUCAACGGAUCGCGAACGUUUGGCGGUGACGCGAGAGGAGCUUUAUCGGAUGCUGCAACAUGAAGAUCUAAGUAAAGCCAGUCUGCUCGUCUAUGCCAACAAGCAGGAUCUGAAGGGCUCAAUGUCAGCGGCGGAAAUCUCCCGACAAUUGGAUCUGACGUCUAUCAAGAAGCAUCAGUGGCAUAUACAGGCGUGUUGUGCGCUCACCGGAGAAGGAUUAUAUCAGGGGCUCGAAUGGAUUGUGCAGCGCAUUAAAAACAAAUGACAGACACACCGAUCGACGGCGCUAGUAUAUAGUUAAUGAAUUAAUUUAGACAAAUAAAUCAAUUUUUAUAAAUAUAUAUAAAUGUAAAGACACACACACACCUUAUUGUAUGCAAAUUUUGAAAGCGUUUGCGUUUUCGAAAUUUUGUUGAAAGUUGAAAAAUAAGAAAGAAACUAAUGUUGUUGCAAAACCAACAAAAGCCAAGCCAAUUUUUACAGUGCUUUAGUUAUAAACUCCUCCUGCCUUUUGUUUACAAAAAUGUACAUCCCCUGAAAUUUCCCCUCUGCCAGCCUAUAUCCUCAAAUAAAUUUAAAUAUGUGUAUUAAGAUAAUGCUAAUGUUAGGAUCUAAGAGCAGCCAAUUAAUAACUUCCAAUAAAUUUAUAAAAUAAACAAGUUUAUUUGCAAAAAUCUUUUAAGUUACAAAUACAGAAUUGGACGUACUUUUUUUCUACUACUGUUAUGAACUGAAAAUGCAUUGUAAUUGACAUUGUUAAUUCAUUGCAUUUGUUUGUUGUUGAUGUGAUGUGUGAGAUUGUUUUUUGUACUCUAGCCACCAAAAUAAAUAUGAAUACAAAUAC